This is a messenger RNA of Macaca mulatta (Rhesus monkey), 3313 nucleotides long. The record is from RefSeq and is a predicted model, not a curated record. Lineage: Eukaryota; Metazoa; Chordata; Mammalia; Primates; Cercopithecidae.
UCACUCCUGCUCCCCGCAGGGCCGUGGGCUUGGCUGCCCUUCCCAGUGUUAGGUUCCCAGAGCAGUGCCGUCUUGGCGUCUGGGUCCUGCUUCUUAACCUCUCAUCUGCUCAGGGCACGGAAGGGCUUUGUCAUCAGUAGCAGGGAGUUGGGUCACUCUGGUGCCCCCUGACCCCUGUGGCCACGCUCUUGUCACCACAGUUCAUCAAACAGAUGUGACUCAGUGUGUCUCAGGACGGUGCUGAACCAACUAGGACCAGUUCUUAUUUUUCCGAGUAGCGCAGAGAACUUCUGAGCGUCUGAAGGGCAUGGUCCAGAAUGGUUUUAAAAACUGAAUUUCCAGCACCAGAAACCACUUCUCAAGCUCAUUUUCAUGUUUAGAAAAGGGGCAGGACACCCCACCACUACAUCCCACCCCUUUGGGGCUCCAGGGGCCUCUGAGGGGUAAUUAGUGGCUUCUUUGAUGAGCACCUACCGCCUGCCAGCCAGCGCCUUGCUGAGCACUCAGGAUUCAUCAUCUUAUGGGACCCUCAGCCAACCGUGUGGGCUGAGUUGUGCCGUUAGCUGUGUCUGCAGAGGAGGAAACUGGCCCCAACAGGUUGGACACUGCCGCAGGCAGGCAGCAGGAAGUGGCCAAGUGGGAUCAGAAGCCAUGGGACCUCCCUGGUGCCCGAGGGCCCCAGCACAGGGCUCAGACGCAAUAGGUAGGCUGAGACGCUGGUGUCCAUCAUCAGUUGAACCCAGGAGCACCCCUACCUGAAUUCAUCUUGCUCUGGUUUAGAAGCUCCCUUGGGUUUAAACAAACUCUUCAUGGUUUAAGUGUGUUUUGUCUAUGAUACUCUUCCUGCUUUCAGAGAGAAUGGGAAUGAGAGAGAGUGCUCAGGCCCUUGGCGAUUUCGAUGGUGCGGUUCCUAGUACAAACCCAGAGAACACGUCAGUGGUGCCUGCCAGUGUCAGAGGGCCUCACUCCCCACUGAGGCUGCCACCCACAGGCCUCACGGGCCCAGGGGUCCCCAGCGCCACUGCCUGGGGGUCCCAGCCCAAGAGAGCAGUUGGGCCUGGGUGGGCUGUCAGCCAGGGUCAUGCAGAUUUCCAUCGGGGUCCCCCUCACAGGACGCCUCAGACUGUGUGUGUGUGUGGACGGCUCCUUUGCCUAGACCUGUAGCUUUUCUAAGCGAGAAGGAACAGGCUCCGAAGUCCUCUGAUGUGCCCGCAGCUAGAUUCUUGGUGGUGGCCAGCCUGAGUUGGAGUCACGGUCACUCCUGCCUCACUGCCCUCUGGAGCAGGCCCCAGCUGUCCUUGUCUCCCGAGUAACUGAGCUUUGGGCAUCUCUGGAGGGGUUUUCAUGUUUUAUCUUUUUUAUCACUUGGGACCUUGGUUUGUGGUCUAGUCCAGCCUUUGGUCUGAAACUACCUGUUUUUCCACCAGCAGGUCAUAGAAGUUGUUCAAGGUCAAGGGUAUGUUCAAGGUUUACAGAAAUAAACACAUUUGACUUUGGUGUCAGACACGACGGGUUCUCAUGCAGGAGCACUUUGUGAUGCUUGUAGCCACAAAGUCACCAUGUCAGACACAAUGGGUUCUCAUGCUGGAGAGCUUUGCGAUGCCUGGCCACGGUGUCACCAUGUGAGACACGAUGGGUUCUCGUGCUGGAGAGCUUUGUGAUGCCACAAUGUCACCAUGUGAGACACGACGGGUUCUCGUACCAGAGAGCUUUGCGAUGCCACAGUGUCACCAUGUGAGACACGACGGGUUCUCGUGCUGGAGAGCUUUGCGAUGCCUGGCCACUAUGUCACCAUGUGAGACACGACGGGUUCUCGUGCUGGAGAACUUUGCGAUGCCACAGUGUCACCAUGUGAGAUAUGACAGGUUCUCGUGCUGGAGAGCUUUGCGAUGCCUGGCCGCGAUGUCACCAUGUCAGACAUGACGGGUUCUCAUGCCAGAGAGCUUUGCAAUGCCUGGCCACUAUGUCACCAUGUCAGACACGACAGGUUCUCGUGCUGGAGAACUUUGCGAUGCCACAGUGUCACCAUGUGAGAUAUGACAGGUUCUCGUGCUGGAGAGCUUUGCGAUGCCUGGCCACGAUGUCACCAUGUGAGACAUGACGGGUUCUCAUGCCAGAGAGCUUUGCAAUGCCUGGCCACUAUGUCACCAUGUCAGACACGAUGGGUUCUUGUGCUGGAGAGCUUUGUGAUGCCACAGUGUCACCAUGUGAGACACGACGAGUUCUCGUGCAGAAGAGCUUUGCGAUACCUGGCCACGAUGUCACCAUAUCAGACACAAAUGAAUUCUCGUGCAGAAGAGCUUUGCAACGCCUGGCCACUAUGUCACCAUGUCAGACACAACGGGUUCUCGUGCCAGAAAGCUUUGCGAUGCCUGGCCAUGAUGUCACCAUGUCAGACACAACAGGUUCUCGUGCCAGAAAGCUUUGCAAUGCCUUGCCAUGAUGUCACCAUGUCAGACACGACAGGUUCUCGUGCCAGAGAGCUUUGCGAUGCCACAAUGUCACCAUGUGAGACACGACAGGUUCUCGUGCUGGAGAGCUUUGCAAUCCCUGGCCACGAUGUCACCAUGUCAGACACGACAGGUUCUCGUGCAGGAGAACUUUGUGAUGCCUGUGGCCACUAUGUCACCAUGUCAGGCACGACGGGUUCUUGUGCAGGAGAACUUUGCGAUGCCUGUGGCCACAAUGUCACCAUGUGGUUUGCAUUUUCAUAUCCACCUGUUGGAAAGGUCCUCAUUCCUCAAAUUUGGGAGCUGGCACACUUUACUGGCAGUGUUGACAAAAAGCCAAGCUCUGUGAAAUAUUUGAAGAGGUUUUUUUCUGAGCCAAAUGUGAAGACUAUGACCUGUGACACAGCCCUGGGAGGUCCUGAGAAUAGCUGCCUAAGAUUGCUGAGUUACAGCCUGAUUUUAUACAUUUUAGGGGGACAGAAGUUAGAGGCAGAGACGUCAGUCAGUGCAUGGAAGGUGCACAUUGGUUCACCCCAGAAAGGUCUGAAAACGAGCUUCUAAGUAUAGGUGUGUUACAGGAAAGGGGUCACCAUCCAGACCCCAAGAGAGAGUUCUUGGAUCUCAUGCAAGAAAGAAUUCAGGGCGAAUCCAUAGCGUAAAGUGAAAGCAAGUUUAUUUAGAAAGUGAAGGAAUAAAAGAAUGACUACUCCAUAGAGCAGCCUCAAGGGCUGCUGGUUGCCCAUUUUUAUGGUUAUUUCUUGGUGAUAUAAUAAUCAAAGGGUGGAUUCAUGCCUCCCCUUUUAAGACCAUAUAGGGUAACUUCCUGACGUUGCCGUGGCAUUUGUAAACUGUCAUGGCACUGG